AAAGAAAAAAAAAAUGAAAGAAAAAGAUUUAUUUUUAUAUGCAUUUGAUAUCAAGACAUUUUGUCUGUUUUUCUUAUUAUUUUACUUAAUUCCUUAUCCUAUUUAUCGCUUGAUUGCUCAUCGUUUUCAAUGGGAAACAAAUCCAAAAUCAGCUUCAAGGCAUUGGAGUGAUUUAUUAGAUGGACUGUCCUAUGGCUUAUUGUUAUUCACGUUUGGCAAUUAUGCAAAUACACUCAGUUGGAUCACAGUGGCUGCUUUCUAUCCUUCCUUAUUUGGAUAUGCCUUAAUAGCCGAGUUGCCUUUCACAAAGACAUCAUUGCCCAAUAUCAAACACUGGCCAAGAGGCAUGUGGAUUGUGUUCUUGAUAGCCUUGAGUGUAAUCCUUGUGUUUGCUGGCUAUCAUAUCUAUCUAGGCUCUUUAUUGCCUCCACCUUUUUUGUUGUAUUAUGUCUCGGGAUUAUUGGUACCUAUCAGCAUUUUAAUGUCUUCGUUUGCUUUAUCGACUGAAAUCAACUCAAAUUGGAUUCGAGCACGACUUUCUGGUUGGAGAAACCAAACCAAUGGCGAGGAAAGGACACAAUUAUUGACGAAUGCAUUCCAUAACCCAUACAGUUCCAAAAUAGUUAUUCAUUUACAUCACUGGCAAAUCUUUUAUAGUUUGGCUUUUUUUACUCGGUUUGAUCAUCCUGUGUCUCAAGUAGGGGCUGGUAUUGUUUUAGCGUGUUAUAUGGAAGGCGUUUGUGCAUAUGGGUUUGAUCGUUUAGUCAAUGAUGGUUAAAAAAAUAUACAAUUCUUUUUUUUAUUUUAUUAUCAU
Molecule: messenger RNA, 814 nt
Organism: Gilbertella persicaria
Lineage: Eukaryota; Fungi; Mucoromycota; Mucoromycetes; Mucorales; Choanephoraceae
Exons: 3
Coding region: 14-778 (254 amino acids)
Source: RefSeq, a predicted model, not a curated record